Molecule: messenger RNA, 4384 nt
Organism: Monopterus albus (swamp eel)
Lineage: Eukaryota; Metazoa; Chordata; Actinopteri; Synbranchiformes; Synbranchidae
Exons: 9
Coding region: 878-3862 (994 amino acids)
Source: RefSeq, a predicted model, not a curated record
GGAUUAUCCAAUGAGAGUAAAGAAGGUUCGUAGUUUGAACCGGAGCGGUGCUUCAGUGGGAAUGAUUUCUUGAACAUUUGGAUUGACUGUUAACGUCUAGUUAGCGUUAUUGGGUCCUGAAUUUAACAAGCUCGAGUAAACAACGUAAAAUAUUCUCACAGACAUAAAUAUUCAUCAAGUCGUUCUUGCUGAGAAAGACUGUUGGCACAGAGAGUCUGAGAAGACCCCUGAAAAAAUGUGUCAAGAAAUCUGAGGUUUCACCCUCUCUCAACAAACAACACCCUAUUUUCUUCGUGUGAAUGCAAAAGAAAAAAUGUCCAGCCUGGGUAAUGAGACAACAGUGCAGACUUCAUGUAUUCAGGAAAAUUCAGACACUGAUGAAUGUCGUGAAAAUAUUCCACCAGGAGUUGCUGCUCCAGGUGAGACAUCAGAGGUCAAGGUCGAAAUAGGAGAUGUGGCAGGAUAUUCCUGUACACCGCCAAAGGGAGAAAAUAAGCCUCUCUUUGAUGACACCUACACUCUUUAAACCACCUCUCUGAGAAACAGCCACGGUGGAGUCAAGGCAAAAUUACAGCUCUCUGGACUGCAGUCUACACUAACACCAAUUUUAAAACACUUAAAUCUUGGCAGUACAUUUACCUCUCCAGAGCCUUUAAAACAUGGAAACAAUUCUCAUCUCAGAGCUCCUGUCUUUCCUUUUAAUUUCACCACAGCUAAUUCUCAAAAAUCAGCUGUAGGUUCUAGCCAACAUCACAACUCUGAUUUCUUCAGGAGUUGUUUUGGACAGCCACUAGAUGACAAGGAUGCCUCUGUGAGCUGGUUAAAGGAUGAAUGCAUUCCAGAAAUUACGCUCCUUGACUGUACAUAUGAUUCCAUAAUGCAUCUCACUAGAAAUGAUUCAUCUCUUCCUGACGUUGUGCCUGCAACACCUACAACAGCUAGGUCUAUGAAUAGCACAUUUACCACUCUCCAACCCUCCCAAUUGAGUUCCUGCACUGACUUAAACACUAGUGCUCCAAAAUCCUGCCCUCAGAACAAGACACCAGAUCCUCUGCAGUCUAGUGUUAGUAGUGCUAAAGCAGAGAGUGGGGCUACAGAUCAGGUUAGUUCAGUCUCUAGGAGCACCACUGAAGCUUCUCUUGUUAUGAAUAUGAAUAGUUCAACUGAUAAGACAAGUGGCUCAAGUGAUGUGCAAGCCAUUCCUUUUGAUGGUCAUUCUCUUCAGACAACUGAUGGUAGUACUGUUUUAGGGGAAACUGGUGCUACAACCUCAUAUCUCAAAAACAGCAUGUUGAAUGCUAAACAGAGUGGUGCAGUGUGUGUGUCACAAAGGAGCUCAAGUGAGAGGCACCAGAAUACUGUGGGCGAGCCCUCUCCUUUUGAGGUGUGUCAUGCAAUCUCAAGUACUCAAGAAAAUUCUGAAGUCCACCCUCCUGAACUGCCAAAACACAACAGGACGGCAGCCAGGUCAAAUGCUAAUGCCAAGACGGCGGACACCACGAGGCGCACUGCAUGGUGGUUCGAUGACAGACUGUUCCCAGAAAUUACACUCCUUGAUGUUACACGUGAUUCAGAAUUUUCACCAGGAGAACAAACGUCCCCUAUGGAGGGCACACAGGAUUUUCCACCAUCUGAUAGUUUGAAAAAGAUCAUCCAAUACUUAGAGAUCAAUGGAAAAAUUGUGAAAGAGCCUCCGAGAUCAGACAUAAUUCAAGGUGAAGAACUGUCAAGUGCUCUUACUGGCAGCACCACCUGCACUCUAGACACCUUUGAUGAGCAAUCUGUUAAGAGUGUGAGGGAAAAUGUAAUGAAAGCUUAUUUAGAAGUAACUCGGGAUAUGUCUGAGAGCAGUGUUUUGGAAAACUGUAGGACUUCAUCGGAGCCAAGUGGACAAAACGUGGUCAAGAUUAAAACGUCAGCUGAGGACACACUUCCAACCCAUCCUGUUAAUGUUACCCAUGACAUGAGCACCUCUAGUGACAUGUCUGCUCAGAGUGCUGCAUCACAGUUCUCUGCAUCUGGUAGUUCAAAUAAUGUCACCUCUGAGCUUCACGGUGAACCUAUGGAGAGCUGUAAUACUGUGGAACCUAAAAAUGAAGAGUUUUUCAGCCAUGACAACAACAAGGCGCCACAACCAAGCCCAAAAGCAGCUGGGUCUGCCAACAGCACAUUUACUGUUGUUCAUCUUACCAAUCUGAGUGGCCCCACCAUUUUAAACACUACAUCUCAAACACCCUGCUCUCAGAAAAAGACACUGGAUGCUUCCCAAUCUAAUGUAAACAGUGCCAAAGUGAAGAGUGACUCUAAUGAGCAGGCUAGUUCAGUCUCUAAUAACACCACUGAAACUUGCCUCAUUAUGAAUCAAAAUUGCUCAGCUGUAAAGGCAAGUAGCUCAUAUCUGGUCCAAAAUGUAUGUUUUGAUAGGCAUUCCUCUCAAAAAUCCAGUGGCAGUACUAGUUUAGGAAAUACCAGUUCCACAACCCCAUGCCACCAGAACACCACCUUUGAUUGCAAGUCUCCCUCUAAACAGAAUGGAACAAUAACUUUGUCAGAAAGGAGCUUGAAUGAGAGUCACCAGAAAACCUUGGGCAUGACCUCUCCUUCUAAAGUCUGUAAUUUAACCCAUAACCCUAAAGGCAGCCCCCCUGAACUGUCAAAACAUAACGAGACAACAGGUAGUACAGAUGCUAAUGACAAGGUGGCUGACACCCAGGAAAGCACAUAUGAAGCUAAACCACCUACAGAGGUAGCUUCUGUUGAGUGUCAGGAGUCUCAGGAUCAUUCACUAUCGGGUCUUUCUGACACUUUGGAACAUGAGAGCGUGGAGAUGGGGAACAACAAAGCAAACACAUUCAAUUUGGAUGACACCCUAGACUUGAGGACAGACAGUUUGACUGCUUCAACUCCAAUGAUUAACUGUAAAGUGUUAAACUUUGGCAGUGAAGGAAAUGUGGGCAAAGCCAUAGGGGUUCAGAAAAAACUCUAUGGGGAUGUCCUCAAUAAUCCACGCAGUCAAGUGCCAUCAAACGUUCCACCAAAUGUCAUUGGUGACCCAAAAAUACAAUUCACUUCUAAAUCCCUUUUGCCUACUUCAAAAUCUGCAUCCCAGCUGUUGAAAUACAAACCAGCCUCCACACUUCCAGGCCUGCCCAUGACAAGACAAAGAACCCAAGCUGAAGCUUUGGGAAGCACUGCUGCUUCUGGUGCAGCCCCAAAGGCUACAGGGACAUCAAGCUGCUACAACCUACGUGCUGCAACAACAGGAUCCAAGCAGCUGAAUUCUGGCUUGCCGAGACAGUCAUUGAUUGGGCUACGGUCAGGCAUCCAGAGAGCUCCAACAGGUCUCAGGCCGCCAUCAGCAAGAUGCUGUCCACCAGUUUCUUCAAGUACUGAUAAACUUCAUGGGUCUACAGCUGCUUACCCUGUGAUGAAGAAUUCACAAGCAAAGAAGCAUCCCUUAACCAGAGAGGAAGCUUUGCCAACAGCAAAGAGGCAGAAAAUUGAGGCUCCCUUAGCAUCUGGUAGUGCUGAAGCCUUAACAUCUUCCUAUGAUGCUGCAAACAGAACCAAAACCCUGAAACACCCCACAAUCAGUCAGAAAUCUUUGCCAGCUAAAACCAUAAGAGAUAGUGCUGCAGUACCGGCCAGUACUGCUGAAACUGCACUAUCUUGUGAUGCUACCAGCAGAGCCAGAGCUGUGAAACCACCUGCAAUCAGCCAUAGAGCUUCACUAGUUAAGCCCCAAGGCCAUGGGUGUGCCAAAUGUGUCGUGCUUGAAGAGCAACUCAAAAUGAAAGCAGAAGAAAUAAGGAGACUGAAAGAAGAGCUGCUAAAGUACAGCAGACAAGAGGAAGAAUACUGAAUGAUCCAAUAAAAUCCCACUAUGACUAUGUAAAAGCAUAUUUGUUUUUAUUAAAUGUUUUGUUGUAAGUUAUUUCAUUAAAAAAAUUGAGUUUAAUGAUAUUUAGGGCUUACUGUAUAUUAUAUGGUGUAUAUCAGCGUAGAGAGUUGGUUGAUCGGUGACCAGUUGUAUUACUGAGAUUGAUUUGAUAUCAUAUUCUUGAAGAAAAACUUGUUUGAAGAUUUUUUUUUUUUUCAACCUUUGGAUGGUACACCAAUUAUAAGUUGAGCCAUACAUGUCCUUAAUGCCCUAAAUAAGUUGCUAUAUACUCUGCAAAAGUAUUAAAAAGGAGCUCAAAAAGUACUUUUCCUCAUUGCCUGUAUAAAUAUUAAAGAUAGCAAUGCCUACUGAAAUGAAGCUAUUGCAUGAGUGUGUACUUUUGUUAAUGUUAACACCCUCUAAUAUGGAGUUUAUCAGUGGAGCAGUGUAAUGUCUUUGAGAUUUAAAGAAAAUCCUAAGGUUAUGGUGACCAAGUUGGUUGAU